Messenger RNA from Rosa rugosa (rugosa rose), 2552 nucleotides. RefSeq lists its product as uncharacterized. The coding region runs from base 439 to 2253 and encodes 604 amino acids. The record is from RefSeq and is a predicted model, not a curated record. Lineage: Eukaryota; Viridiplantae; Streptophyta; Magnoliopsida; Rosales; Rosaceae. The transcript is spliced from 5 exons.
GCGAACUUUUACUCUUUUAGAGUAGGUUUGAUAUAUAACUCGCAUACCUCGAGGUGAACGAAUCGAAAGCUGGACUCCAUCGCCUUCUUCCCUCAGCAACGACUGCGACUGCGACUCCGUCAGAUUGAAUCUUCGCAAGGAAGCUUAGUGUACGAAUCUGAGGACAAUUCGAGAACCGGAGAAUCACAUUCAGCGGUUGCAGAUUUUGAUAAUCUGAGAGCUUUGGUCACUAGCAAUGGAUUCGAAGCUUUGGCACCGAAUUUUGAUUGCAAUUCAGUGAACUUCGUCGGUCAUCUUGUUCUUCCCCCAAGUCCGACUCCGUCGAUCUUCUCCUCCAACGAAUUACUUGAUUUUGUGCAGCUUGCAACGAUUGAAAAGGUGCCAGAAUUUCUCAAUAUUCUGCUUGCAAAAGAAAAGAAGAGUAAGUCUCUAUCAUUGAUGGAUAGGAGUUGGAUUCAGUUACGCACUAGGGGAAAGCGAGAAUAUAUCAAUGGGGUGAAACAAUUCAUGAAUUUUGCAAUUGCCCACAAGAAGCCAGGGUCUGAAUUAAUUCCUUGUCCAUGCAUGGAUUGCAAUAAUUUUCGUAAAUAUAGCCCAGACCAAGUUGAGGAUCAUUUAUAUGCAAAUGGCAUGGCUAUGUAUUAUACUAAGUGGACAGAUCAUGGAGAAGAAGACAAUGAUUUUGAACCAGAAGAUGAUAUCAUGGAAUUUGAAAAUGAAGAGGAUGUUGAUGAUGUAGUUGAGAUGUUAAAUGAGUUCCAAGCUCAUGAUGAUAGUGAUUCUCAAGAACAUGUCCCUAUCAUGGAAGAAAGUAAGUUUAGACGAUUGAAGAGCGAUGCUGAGCAAGAGUUGUAUCCAGGUUGUCAAAAAUUCUCUAAAUUGUCCUUCAUUGUGAAGUUGCUUCAUUUGAAGAUAAUGUUUCGUGGCAGCAACAAGUUCUUUACAGCAUUGCUUGAGUUAGUCAAGGAGGCAUUACCUGAUGGAAACACAUGUCCCAGAUCUUAUUAUGAAUCAAAAAAGGUUAUUCGUGACUUGGGUCUCAGUUAUGACAAGAUUCAUGCAUGUAAAAACGAUUGUGUACUCUUUUGGGAGAAGUAUGAAGAUAAAUUAGAGUGUCCAGUAUGUAAUGAGCCUAGGUACUCUUCUGAUAAUGGCAAGAAGAAGGUUCCCCAGAAAAUCUUGAGAUACUUUCCCUUAACUCCAAGGCUGCAAAGAUUAUUUAUAUCGAAGAAAACAGCUGUAGAUAUGAGAUGGCACAAGGAUAAAAGGCCAAAUGAUGAGUAUAUGAGGCAUCCUGCUGAUUCUCAAGCAUGGAAGGAUUUUGAUCUAAAGCAUGAGUCAUUUUCCAUGGAUUCUCGCAAUGUUCAACUUGGAUUAUCAACUGAUGGUUUUAAUCCAUUUGGUAAUUUGAGUACCUCAUAUAGCAUGUGGCCGGUAUUUCUUGUUCCAUACAAUCUCCCGCCGUGGAAAUGUAUGAAAGAUCCAUACUUUAUGAUGUCAUUGCUUAUUCCUGGACCAAGAGCUCCUGGAAAUGACAUUGACGUGUUUCUACAACCUUUAAUUAAAGAGUUAAAGGAACUAUGGGAGAUUGGGGUUGCUACAUAUGAUGCUGAAUCUGGACACAAUUUCUGCUUACAAGCUGCAUUACUAUGGACAAUAAACGACUUCCCUGCCUAUGCGAAUUUGUCUGGAUGGAGUACCAAAGGAAAACUGGCGUGCCCUACAUGCAAUGAGCAGACACCUCAUCAGUGGUUAAAUAAUUGGCAGAAAACUGUCUAUUAUGAUCAUCGUCGUUUUCUGCCACGAGGCCAUAGUUUGAGAAAAAAUUUGGAGUUCAACGGUAAAGUUGAGAAGAGAAUGAAACCUGCCUUAUUAUCAGGGGAUGAUGUGGUUUGCCAAUUGACUCAUGUUUCACAACCAUGUUUUGGAAAGGGGAAGAAGAGAAAGAGGUCAGCUGAUUAUUUAAAUUGGAAAAAACAAAGUAUUUUCUUUGAUUUACCCUAUUGGCAUACACUCAAGUUACGCCACAAUCUUGAUGUAAUGCAUAUAGAAAAAAAUAUAUGCGACAAUCUUUUGGCAACAUUGAUGGACACUGAAGGCAAGACAAAGGAUUCAUAUAAGACUCGUCUUGAUAUGGAAGAGAUGGGCAUCAAGUCUGAUUUACACCCCAAAUCUAUUGAUGGUGUAAUUAAGUUUAUAUCAGCAUAUUAUACUUUCAGUACCAAAUGCGAUCAUCUACUCAAGAGCUUUUAAAGCUUGUUAAGUCAGCGAGCAAGCCUACAACAACAGCACAAGCAACAACAUCCUCAUUGCACUCAUCAGUAGAGCAGAUUCUCACUUCCAAUCGUACUCAACCUGCAAAACAUCUCUCUCAACCUCCAAAACAUCUCUCUCAACCUCCAAUUCAAUCGUCACCACUUAAGCGAAUGCUACGAUCAUCUUCUGUUUAGGAAGGGUCAACUUCUAUUCAACAAGAAUCUGCUUCAACUAUAAAUGUCACAGAGCCUUCUCAAGUUCGUUCUUCACCAUUUGUGGAUGAGGUCACUAACACU